GAUUUUGUAAUAACCGUAUAACAGCGUACACUCAUAAUUGGAAAUAUUACUUUGGGGGAGGGGUCAUUUUUGUUGGUGUAUUCAUAAUAAAACUAAUCACAGUUGGUUGACUUCAAACCUUUUUCAUCUUUUAACAGUUGUCAUGGAUGAUGAAGACGGCAGGUGCCUUCUAGAUGUAAUUUGUGACCCAGAAGCUCUCAAUGACUUUCUUCAUGGAUCUGAGACCCAUGGCCAUGUUCCAGAGGUCCAGCCUGCAGUCCAGGUGUCGGCCAAUGAGCCAACAGGCCUGCCCAGAGUCAGUGUUGACCUGGACUUCCUGGAGGAUGAUGACAUCUUGGGUGGAUCCCCGGGUGGUGAAGGUGGGAGCAAUGGCAUUGGGACAAAUCACGAGCCAUGUGACAUCCUGCAGCAGAGCUUGGCCGAAGCCAACAUCACAGAGCAAAGCUUACAAGAGGCAGAGGCUGAGCUGGACCUGGGCUCCUUUGGGAUUCCAGGCCUUACGCAGGUGGUUCAGACACUGCCUGAUGCCAGCCUCUCUGGGGCUGGAGGCCCUGCUGUCGGUGUAGGCAUAGGUGUUGGGGGAGCAGCAGCGAUUUUCUCUGGGUCAGCCCAAAGCACCACUGCUACUCCUCCCAAUGCCACGGCUGACAUGCUAGGGUCAGUGCUCGCUCAGCAAGGCCUCCAGCUCCAACCCCAGGUCAUGAACAAGGCAAUUAGCGUUCAGCCAUUUAUGCAGCCUGUAGGCCUGGGAAAUGUAACGCUUCAACCCAUUUCAAGUCUCCAAGCUCUUCCUAACGGGAGUCAGUCUGGACAUUUGGGUAUCGGACAGAUUCAGGUUGUGGGUCAGCCCACAGUCAUGACUAUCAAUCAGUCUGGGCAGCCAAUCCUGGCUAAAGCUAUGGGUGGUUACCAGCUGCACCAGUCUGGGCCAGAGGUAUCAGGUGCUGGUUCUCAGGCGGGGCUUGGAGGCACAGGAGGUGGACUUCUGAUCCAAGGUAACAAAGCCACUUUGGGAGCUCCAGCUUUAAAUGGACCGGCUGUUUGUGUUAGCAGCACAAACAGCAGCAGUGGCGUUACCAUGACUGCUCCUGCUGGACUUGUGGGCUUUGGAAGCUCCCCUCUAAGUUCAGGAAUUGGACCCCAGUCACAAACUCAAGGCCAAAUCAUGCAGAACGUGAUCAUUCAGCGCACACCAACACCCAUUCAGCCUAAACCCCCUCAGGGGGGAGCCAUCCAACCGAAACUGUUCAAACAGCAACAACAGCCACAACAGCCACAGCCAGCGCCCCAACCCCUGCAAAACGAUGCCCACAAGGCUCUAGGGCUACAGCAAAUUCCAGUUUCUGCUGCCCAGAAUGUAGCCUUCCUGACUGGAAAACCAGGCUCAAAUGUUGUCCUGAGUACUCAAGCCACAACACAAGGUCCUCAGUUUCAACAAGCGCUGUUCAAGCAACAAGGUGGACAACCAUCUGGCAAGCCCCUCAGCGUACACUUAUUAAAUCAAUCAGGCAGCAUCGUUAUUCCCUCUCAGACAGUUCUACAAGGUCAGAACCACCAGUUUCUCCUACCACCAAUACAGGCAGGUGGGCAGAUUCUGACCCAGCACCCCGGGGGCCACAUCAUAACGAGUCAGGGUCCUGGUGGACAGCUCAUUGCAAACCAGAUUUUAACUGCUAACCAGAACAUCAACUUGGGCCAGGUGUUGACUUCACAGGGUCAUUCCGGGGCUGCUCACAUCCUCUCUGGACCCAUCCAGCUCCAGUCUGGGCAGAUGGGCACACCCACCCUCUUUCAGAUGCCUGUCUCAUUGGCUCAGAGUCAAAGCCAGACACAGACCCACACGGUCUCAGGUCAUGCCCAGACAGUCAUACAGGGCAUGCCAAUACAGAACUCCCUGACCAUGCUGAGUCAAGUGGAGGGGUUGAGUCCCGCGGUCAGCCUUCAGCCAGCCCUGCAACCCCAGCCAGGUGGAGUCCCUAGCAGCAGCAGCACCGGAGCAGCGAACAUGGCUCAAGGCCAGCCUGGAGAGUGUGUUACUGUGCUAGGAAGCUCCACAGAUCAGGCUGCUCAUCCCACUCAGCAGCAUGUCCCACAGUCCUCUAUCCUCGCCAUGCAACCGACUUCCUCUGUGUCCACGGCUACCACAGUACCCGCCUCUUCUCCGUCCAUGUCUGUGUCCACCUCUUCCUCUGUGACAGCAGUGGGGCUGGUCCCCCCUCAGGCUCAGCACAGUCCAGGGAGGUUACUGUUCACCAACUCAAGCAUGAUCCUGAGCCAGGAGUCUCUGCAGAUGUUUCUGCAACAGGAGCAGCACCACCAAACAGAGAAUGAGUCAACCCCCUCUGUGGGCGUACCAGCGUCUGUAAUCGUCAGCAGCAACAACAUCACUACUCCAGCCCCCGCUGUCCAUGACAGCCAAUUAAGUGACUCUUGGGUGGGUCAGAGCCACAGCCCUUCCCCUGGCCUCUCCCACAUGACAGCAGUGGUAAAGCAGGUACCCUCCAGUGGACAUCAGCAGCCCCUGAAGAUCCAGGCUAUGUCCCCUUCACCGGCCUUGACCAGUCACCCCACCGCCCCCCCAGUGGCAGACAGCCCCCAGCCUUCCCAGUCUCCUCUUACUCUGAGCCAGCACAUCCAGUCACCACACAAUCAGCAGCAGUCGCGUCCUCCCUCUCAGCCUCAGCCGCAGUCUCAAACUCCUUCCCGCUCAUGCACACCCUCGUCUCACCCGCAACUCUUUAUAGUCCACAACCAAAUCGCAGAGUCCCCCCAACCAGCUCUGCAAGGCCAACCGCAGCAGACGCAGCCCCAACAGACCCACAUUCAAGUUCAGCUUCAGUCACAGCCCCGGCCCGCCUCUCAACCGGCCCCCUACCAACAAGAACAACCUCCUAUGUCCUCCCAGUCGCCCAAGCCUCCUCCUGCACCGCCUGUACAGCACCAAUUCACUGCGCCGCCUGUCAGCACUUCUGCCAGCGCUGUGGUGAAAGCCCAGGUUCCCCUCCAGGGCCUGACGGCAGAGCAGCAGCACCACCUGCAAUUAGUAGGAGCGCAAAUUCAGACCCUGUCAACCAUCACCCAACCCUCACCUCAGCAGAAACAGCUGCUGGACAAGCUGCACCAGGUCCAACAAAACAUUCUGCUGCAGGCCAAGCAGUCUGCUCAGCCUCUGCCUCAAGCAACCAGUCAGUUCAGCUCCCAGCAAGACGUGCCUGUCGACAAUGUGGUGAUAACAUCAUCGGUCAGCGCUGGCACACCUGCUCAGCUUCCCUCAGUGCUGCAGCCGACGUCAGUGCUCGUCAAAACUCCUGCUACAGCCUCAAGUGACUUAAAGGUAUUCUCAGGAGCCCAAGGGCCAGCUGGAGCAAUGGUGAAUCAGACUGUCACUCCUGCCAGCCUUACCCAGCCUGCACAGGUUCAGCCAAAGCCAGGAGUGAUCAGCUCAGUUGGAGGGAUGACUCUGGGGAAAGGUGGGAUGCAGAUACAGGUGUUGGGAACUAGUCUGACUCAAAUGCCUGCUCCUCAGCCCCCUGCUCCUGUACAAACUCAGACAACAAUGAAGAUGCCUUUCAGUGCAGAGCCCAGCAAAGAAGCAAGGAUGCUAGAACAGCUGAGGAAACAGCAAGGUUCAGUGCUCCACCCAAACUACAGUGCUCCUUUUCACUCUGUUGAGGACACACUGCACAGACUGCUGCCUUACCAUCUCUACCAGGGAACUGCCAACUCUUCUCAAGACUAUCAAAGAGUGGAUGAUGAAUUUGAGAAGGUCUCCGGCCAGCUGCUGAAAAGGACCCAGGCCAUGCUGGAUAAAUACCGCUACCUGCUCUUUACAGAGUCAAAGAGAAUGGGCCCUUCGGCUGAGAUGGUGAUGAUCGACCGGAUGUUCAUUCAGGAGGAGAAGAUUGCAUUAAGUCAGGACAGGAUUUUGGCCAAGGAGAGACCAGAGGAAUUUAUGGCAAACGCUCGGAUGUUGGAGAGUGUAAUUUCAUCACAACAGAAAGUACCCUCUUCUGAGCCCACCUCAGUAACUGGGGGAGUAGCAGCUGCUCCUGCUGCUGCCGCCCUCGCUGGCCCUGCUCCAGAACCGGCAGCUCCUGCCCCAGCCCCUCUUCCAAGCAUUACCCCAAAUCCUCCUCCUCUUACACCCACCCCUGCUCCUGCUCCUGCUCCUGUUCCUGUUCCUGCUCCUGCUCCUGCUCCUGCUCCUGCUCCUGUUCCUGCUCCUGCUUCUGCUCCUGCUCCUGCUGUGGCGCCUCCCCCUGCCCCCAUCCCUUUCCCCCCAACAAAACUGGUAAUAAAGCAGGGUGGAGGUGGAGCGUCCGUGUCCUGGUCCAGCAGCUGUCCAACACCUCCGGCUGCAGCCUCCAGACAGGUGUCUGAACCCGUCAGCCAGAGCUCCUCCUUCGGCCGUACUCCAGCAGCAUCGACCUCUCUUUCCUCCUCCUCCUCUUCCUUCAACUCCCAAGCAGCCGAUGAUGACGACGACGCGCUCCCGCAGCGAACCAGCAAACCACCUAUGAAGACCUACGAGGCUCGCAGGAGAAUCGGCUUGAAGCUGAAGAUCAAGCAGGAUCAAACGGGGUUCAGCAAGGUGGUCCACAACACUGCCUUAGACCCAGUGCACACACCUCAACCUCAGCAGAGCAGCCAGUCCAUUUCUCAGACUCAGCCUGAAGUUACUGUACCACACCCAAAGUCCUACCCUUUAUCGACCCCUCCCGCCACCGUCAUCAGGACUCAGUCGCCCAUUUGUACUGCGUCUUCAUCCUCAACAGGCAGUACAGCCACCACCCAGUCUAACCCACCAUUGAGAAGUAGUGUUCCCACCAAUGCUGCCCCUUCUUCCUCUACCUCUUCCUCUCAUACUUGGUCGUCGUCCACCUCCUCCGCUUCCUCCUUCUCCUCGUCCACUCAGAUGAACGGGACGUUGGAUCAUCACGAUGUGGGUGGGGUCAAACACAAUCCCGCCUCCACUGCCACUCCCUCACAGACCACCUGUCGCCUGCCCCUUCGAAAAACCUACCGGGAAAACAUAAGUCCCCGGGUCAGACCUGGUGUCCCAGGGGGAGGAGACGAGAGCGUGUCCUACCCUAGACCCAUGCUGUCACCCCCCAGGCACGAGGGCUCAUCCUCUCCCUCAGAGCGGACAGUGAUAGCCAGCGUGAAGGUGGAGAAAAGAGGCAGGGAGGCUUUGCAUCCUCAUACGGGGUCGAGCCACGAAACGUGCCGUUUAGGGAGUGCAGUGCAGGGGCUGGACGACAUGGACGAGGUGUUUAACCACGGUAUCAAAACCACACAACACCAUCAUCUUCCACAGCUUAUGGACAGGGAAGGGGCAAAAGGGAGAGGCGAGGAGCACACAGACCAAGAGACAGAUGUAAGUAAAUACAAGAGGGCAAAAGGAAAAAACAGACAGAGGGCAGUCGGGACAUUCAGAAUGGACCAGCACGCCCCUGGGCCCCCCUCUCCAGAGUCCUCCUUAACACGAGACUCUUUGCUUCCUGCCAAACGCUGCAAGUCAGACUCCCCCGAUAUGGAUAACGCCAGUUUCUCCAGCGGCAGUCCUCCUGACGACUCUCUAAACGAACACCUGCAGUGUGCCAUUGACAGCAUCCUCAACCUGCAGCAGGAGCCCUCUGCCCGCGGGCACAGUAAAGGGGGCAGCAGCAGGCCCCACCAACACCAAAGCCAGCGCCCAGGGGGCUCUGCAGCCUCAUCCCACAGACCCUCAGUCCCAUCCUCCUCCUCGGCUUCCUCAUCCUCCUCCCUGGCCCAGCACCCUCAGGUCGGUGGCCGUGGCCACAAUGGCAGCCUGGUGCCCCAGACUCAAAGCAGAUAACAGCCCCUCAGCCCCAGGCCGGACUGACACAGGGGAACUAAGAGACAGACUUGGGGGCAAGGGAGGGUG
Molecule: messenger RNA, 5908 nt
Organism: Scomber japonicus (chub mackerel)
Lineage: Eukaryota; Metazoa; Chordata; Actinopteri; Scombriformes; Scombridae
Gene: bicra
Product: BRD4 interacting chromatin remodeling complex associated protein
Exons: 13
Coding region: 143-5839 (1898 amino acids)
Biological process (GO): positive regulation of DNA-templated transcription
Cellular component (GO): SWI/SNF complex
Source: RefSeq, a predicted model, not a curated record